Miscanthus lutarioriparius is the source of this 996-nucleotide messenger RNA. Lineage: Eukaryota; Viridiplantae; Streptophyta; Magnoliopsida; Poales; Poaceae. The record is from the annotation of a GenBank genome assembly.
AUGGCUGAUUUCCGGACCUCCACCCAACGGGAUAGGUGGAUCUUCCAGUCGCACGAUCUGAUGGAGAGGUGGGCGGCGGCAAACCAGCGGGCUGCUCAGACCCUUGCGCAGUAUGGGACGACGCGGCUUAGUGUGGACCUGCUUGAUGGCUCGGUCUCCUACCCAGAGCCCGCACCGGAUCAUGUUGAGGGUAGCUCGAGUGUAAAGCCUCUGUCUUACGAAGAGGAGCAAUUGACACGGGUGUUUUACGAGCAGAAGAUUCAGGAAGUAUGCGCUGCAUUCAAGUUCCCUCACAAAAUCCAGGCUACAGCAAUAAUAUAUUUCAAGAGAUUCUAUUUACAAUGGUCUGUAAUGGAGCAUCACCCAAAGCAUAUUAUGUUAACAUGUGUAUAUGCUUCUUGCAAAGUGGAAGAAAACCAUGUUUCUGCUGAGGAACUUGGUAAAGGAAUUCAGCAGGACCACCAGAUCAUUCUAAAUAAUGAGAUGAUUCUUCUUAAAACUUUAGAUUUUGAUCUCAUUGUUUAUGCUCCAUAUCGAUCGAUUGAAGGAUUUAUUGAUGACCUAGAGGAUUUCUGCAGGGCAGGUAAUGGUCCAUUCCAGCGUUUGAAGGAGUUGCGCCAUGCUGCUAUAUCCCAUGUUGACAAAAUGAUGUUGACUGAUGCACCUCUUCUCUAUACUCCUGGGCAGUUGGCACUAGCUGCUCUUCACAAGUCCAAUGAUCUUCUCAGGGUCGUCAAUUUUGAAAGAUACUUGGAAACUAUCUUCUCAAGGCAACAUUCUGAUUGUCCGGUUGAACAGUUUGUUCAGUCGAUCAACGCAAUCAAUUACUUGGUUGACCAGCUUAAUAUACCUACUGUUAAGGACAUGAGACAUGUUGACCGCAAGCUGAAACAUUGUUGGGAUCCAAGCUCACAUGAUGAGCAUAAUAAGAAGAAAGAAAAGAAGUCAAAGCACAAAUCAAAAAGAACAUCUGCUGAUGCCCAACUCAACAGCUAG